AUGAUAUCUGGAAAGGAUAGCAUUACUGUUGUCUCCCAUAAGGAUCAACCAGGAAUAUGUCAAAGAAUUUCCAAUUCUCUGAUGGCAGUUAUUGCAGGUUUCUUACUUCUGCCUAUGUCGUGUUAUCUUUUGUAUUACAACGAGGGCCAGUCAGUGAUGAGGGCAAAGUCUUUAGAUGAAGGUUUAUCAAAAGUGAUUCUACUUGAUACAACUGAAGUUGCUUUUGAGGAAAAUAAUGGCAAGCUUGUGUAUGCCAGUGGGCCCAUCAGUACAGAUAAAGUUGUAACUGAUCCAUACUUUAAUGUUGCUAUUCAUGCUGCUAAAUUGAAACGAGUUGUAGAAAUGUAUCAAUGGGUAGAACAUACUUCUAAACAUGAAGUUGUUGAAAAUGGCAAAAUAAGAAAAGAAAUCACGUAUUCAUACUUGAAAGAAUGGAAAACUCACCAUGUAGACAGUUCCAAAUUUCAAGAUGCAUCACAUUCCAACCCAUCUUCAAUGGUUGUUGAAAGUGCAACUUUUACUGCAAAACCAGUCAAGUUAGGAAAUUUUUAUCUUUCUGAUAGUUUGGUCAAACAAAUAAAUGAUUACAAGCCAUUGCCCACUAGCUUUCUUGUUCAACAUGAUGAUUAUUCACCUGAAAUCUCUCAAAUUUAUCAAGGUCGAGAUCCUAACAACCCAAUGAUUGGAGAUUUGCGUAUCCGUUAUUCCUUUGCUGGUACUGUGGUUGAAGGUGAUGCUGAGCUUGGCACAGUAACAGAAAUUAGUGUUGUGGCUCGUCAGAUAUUCAACCAAUUAGCUCACUACCAGACACAGGCUGGGGGUACACUUGAAUUACUCCAUAUUGGGAAAUGGUCUCCAGAGCAAAUAUUUAACAAAGAACAUUCUGAAAACAACAUGCACACUUGGAUUCUCCGCGCAAUUGGAUUUAUUACCGCUUUCUUUGCUUUCCACUGCCUCACAAAUAUUUUCCACACACUUGUUGAUUGGGUGCCACUAAUAAACCAACUUGUUUACCUUGGUUUGUUUUUCCUGAAUGUCUUCCUGGCCACAUCUUUUACAGUUACUGUCAUUGCAUUCUGCUGGUUGAUGUUCAGGCCCCUUUAUGCUUCUGCUUUACUCCUGCUAGUCAGCAUUCCCUGGAUGCUUGGUUGGAAAAGAAGAGGAAAGGCAAUAUCAGCUCGAUAUUUACAUAAAGAGUGA
Messenger RNA from Acanthosepion pharaonis, 1200 nucleotides. NCBI's taxonomy places the organism in Eukaryota, Metazoa, Mollusca, Cephalopoda, Sepiida, Sepiidae. The record is from the annotation of a GenBank genome assembly.